UCAAGCCAAACGUCAGAAGGCUUUGGGCGUUCGCUCGGUCGGUAGGAGAAAGCAAGGAGAAAAUUGCACGCACGAGCCUGAAGGUGAUGUUGAGGCAAAGAUACCCACAACUUGCACUUGGAUCGGAGGCUCCACUUCUCAAAAUCUCUCAUCAAGUUCACCAUGAAGAUCACCAGCCUUUUCGCCGUGGCCCUCUUGCCGGCCGCCAGUGCCUUCGUCGUCCAGCCCAAUGGACGUACUGCCAUCCGCUCCCCAGUCACAGAGUUGUCGGCUGUUGCCGAGAAGAGGGGAAUUUUGUCCCGGAUCUUUGGUGGAAAGAAGGUAGCCGCAUCCCCCUCGCCCAAGCCAUCCACUAUCCCAGUCUCGGAUUCGACUCCUUUUCCCCAAAUUGACAGCACUUUCCCUGGUGCCAUGACAAAUGCGGAAUUGAUUGACUUCAUGACCGAUACUCUUCGUGCCAACGGAUAUGAUGAGUCCAAGACAUUGAUUGCCACUUCUUUGUGCUGUGAUGAAGUGAACAGACCUCUUGAGACUGACCUCUGCAAUGUCUUUGACACCAACUUCAACAUGGGAGGACUUGCUGGAUUCCCUUUCGGAGGUGCCACCAGUUUUGGUGCCAUGGCAGCCCACAUCCCCGAUGGCGGUUCAUGCGCUGUUAUCUACGGUCCUCAUGUUGGUGUUGACUCCAAGGGAAACAUUGGUACUGUGGAGCGACGAGGACGUGCCGCUGGAGGUGCUUGCUGUGGAUCUGCUGUUGCCGCCUCUGGGUAUGUUGCUGGUGUUCUUGGUGGAGAACCCAAAGCCAGCCUUCCCAGUAGCCCUCUUGAUGCCCAGCAAUAUUUCGUUGGAUCUAUGCUCAUGCCCUAUGCUGAGAGACUUGAGGCUGCUGGUGAGAAGAUGAAGGAACUGCCAUAUGCUCUCUACGAUGCCCAGUCUGACCUUAUGGAACGAAUCCUUGGUCAAUCCGGUAGUGCUGUUGCCGGAGAGGGAACAUCUGCUGUUCUUGGAGGAAUCCAGAUCAACACACCGCCUGGCUACAGCGACUACUUCCUGCCCCUCAGCUUUGAUCUUUACGACAGUGAAGGAAAGAUGGCCAAGAGACUGUUGAAGACUGAUGUCAAAGCAUUCCCCAAGAUCGCCGACACUUUCCCUGGAGCCCUCACCAACACUCAGUUGGUUAGCCGUUUGACAAGUGCCCUGAAGAGCAAGGGAUACAAUGCUGGCAAGACUCUUGUUGCCACUUCCUUGUGCUGUGAUGAAGUGAACCGUCCUCUGGAAACUGAACUCUCUUCUGCCUUUGACACCAACUUCAACAUGGGAGGCCUUGCUGGAUUCCCAUUUGGAGGAGCCACCUCUUUCGGAGCCAUGGCAUCCCACAUCCCAGAUGGAGGUGACUGUGUUGUUGUCUAUGGGCCCCAUGUUGGUGUUGACUCCACUGGUGCUGUCGGCACUGUUGAGAGAAGGGGACGUGCCGCUGGAGGUUCUUGCUGUGGAUCUGCUGUUGCUGCUUCUGGUUAUGUUGCUGGUGUCUUUGCUGACAAGUCCAAGGAAGCUACUCUCCCAGAUGACCCCCUUGAUGCCCAACAGUACUUUGUUGGCUCCAUGCUCAUGCCCUAUGCUGAGCGAUUGGAGAAGGCUGAUUCUAAGAUGGUUGAAUUGCCAUAUGCUCUCUAUGAUGCCCAGACUGAUUUGAUGAAGAAGAUUGUUGGUAAGUCUGCAGGGGCAGUGGCAGGAAAAGGAAAGAUUGCUGUCUUGGGUGGUGUCCAAGUGAACACUCCCCCAGGAUAUGAGGACUACUACCUCCCUAUCAGCUUCGACAUGUACGACAACAAGGGCAACUUUGUUGAGAAGAUUGACCUGUAAAGCAAACAUUGUCUUUUAGGAGCGAAGCAUCCGUGUUGUAGUCUGUGCCGGCCACGGGUUCUGCACGAACAACCUACAUUUUUCACUAUAAAGCAUAAUAAACACUUUCGAGUCUACGCUU
Molecule: messenger RNA, 1984 nt
Organism: Seminavis robusta
Lineage: Eukaryota; Bacillariophyta; Bacillariophyceae; Naviculales; Naviculaceae
Source: the annotation of a GenBank genome assembly